Molecule: messenger RNA, 1420 nt
Organism: Clunio marinus
Lineage: Eukaryota; Metazoa; Arthropoda; Insecta; Diptera; Chironomidae
Source: the annotation of a GenBank genome assembly
AUGGUUUCAAAUGACAUUAAUAUCGGUGAUUCAACUAAUCAUGUUACUAACGGAAAAUUAGACUUAAGAAGUUAUAAUCCCUUGAACAACAAAGUGAGUGUUACUAUUACAAUAGAUCCUCCUAAGGACUCUAUAAAUCGUUUGAUUAAAUAUGAGGUCAGAGCAAAAUCUAGAGCAGGAGGCCUUAAGGAAUACAUGUUGGAAAAAAAUUACUUCAAACUUAAACAUGCAAUAUUCGAACGCGAGGGAGAUUUUGCGAUUCUCGAUUACAGCUCUUCAUCAUUUUUGAAAAUAGAUGCAAAGAUUACAGUUAUUGAGGAGAUAUCGAAUCACAUUUAUGAGACUCAAGAAGAUCUUCAGGAUGAAAAUAAAGAUCAAACCUUCUCGCGCCUUGCAAAAUUUUAUUUGAAUGACAAGUUUUCAGACUUCUCAUUCACAGUAGGAGAGACAAAAUUUCCUGUUCAUAAAGUGUUUCUUUCAUGUCGAAGUCCUGUUUUUGAAAUAAUGUUUGCAGGAAAUUUUAAGGAAAGCACUUCAAGUUCUCAAGUCAUUUCUGAUGUCAGCGCUGAAGUUUUUGGUGAAAUGCUUCAUUUCUUGUACAAGUCCAAAAUUAAUAACCUGGAGUAUGCGGAAGACUUGCUUGCAAUUGCAGAUCGCUAUCAGAUUGAUGAUUUGAAAGCACCUUUGGAGUUUCAUUUAUUUCUAAAACUUGACGAUGAUAAUGCUGACAGAUUCUUUCAAUUGGCAGAUCGUCACAACUGCAGUGAGGCUUUUAAAAAAGAAUGUUUUGAAGUUUUAAAAAGAGCAAAAUGUAAUACAAACCUUAAGGAAUACAUAUUUGCAAAAAAUUACUUUAAAUAUCAAAAUGCAAUAAACGAGGGCAAGCAAGAUUUUGCGAUUCUCUAUGCCAGCUCUUCAUCAUUUUUGAAAAUAGAUGCAAAGUUUACAGUUAUUGAGGAGAGAUCGAAUCACAUUUAUGAGCCUCAAGAAGAUCUUCAGGAUGAAAAUAAAGAUCAAACCUUCUCACGCCUUGCAGAAUUCUUUUUGAACGAAAAGCUUUUUAAAGACUUUAAUUACUCAUUACCGGAAGAACUUUUCAAGCAACCAGAAAAGGUUCAUGAAAUUGUUGAUGCUAAAGCUCAUCUUGACAAUCUACUCGAAAGAGCAUCUACUGGUGAAAAUUCAGUUGGUGACGACCUUGUGCAGCACGAUUAAAAAAGAAAGUCGAGAAAGUCGAGCUAUCGAAACUCAAAAUUAAAAUGACCUUUUUUUCAAUUUUAUUAAACUUCAUAUUUACAACAUUCUUCAAAUAUUUUAAAACUUUUCCAAAAUCAGACAAGCAUGUCUUGUUGUGAAAUCAAAAAAAUUCUUCAUAUUUAGUAGAAAUUUCCCAUGAAAAACGAGAUAAUUCAAAACUUUA